AUGGUUUCUCCCUUUGGGUCUCUCUGGCGCAUGCGCGCAUCUUGAUGCAACCAUGAGCACAAAGCAGCAGCAAGAGGAGGAGAAGAGGCGCCUGGUCCGGGAAAGGGUCCGGGAUUUCCCAGACUUCCCCUCUCCAGGGGUGCUUUUCCGAGACAUCACCCCUCUCUUGAAGGACCCUCUCGCCUUUAAGGCGGCCAUCGAUCUCCUGGAAGCCCACGUCAAGGCUUCCCACCCGAAAUUCGAUUACGUCGCAGGUCUCGAUUCCCGGGGCUUCCUUUUCGGACCGUCUUUGGCACAGAGGUUAGGAGUCGGAUUUGUGCUAAUCCGGAAAAAAGGCAAACUCCCGGGUCCCACGGAGUCUGUCUCCUACACUCUCGAAUAUGGCAAGGCAGAGCUUGAGGUCCAGAGUGAUGCGGUCAAGCCAGGCCAGAAGGUGAUCCUGAUCGACGACCUUCUGGCCACAGGAGGGACGAUGCGUGCUGCCUGUGAGCUGAUGUCCAAGCUUCAGGCCCAGAUCCUGGACUGCAUUGUGCUCAUCGAGCUGACGUUCCUCAAAGGGGCCGAAGCCCUCAAGCCGUUCCCCUUCUAUUCACUCCUGAAGUACGACUGAAGGACGCCUGGGAGAUCGGCAGCUCCAUGCUUCAGUUAAAAUCAGCAGGUAGAAAAAGCUACCUUUUCUGGCCUUCAUUUUGCAGACUCCCCAGCCAGUUCGGCCGGUGGCUGUGAUGACCUGGGAGAUUUGGGGCGCCGCAGUCCAAAAAGCAGCAUUCCCAAACCACCAUUCUGUCAUCAUCGGCAUGAAAUCUCAUACACUUCAGCUGCAUCCUGCCAGAUUUCAUCAUAUUAUUUCUGCUUUUCUUGAAUCAUCCAAACAUGGAAUCACCUGAACCUCCUCUUUUUUCCAAUUCACCAUCGCUCUCAUUUAACGGGAGCUAGUUAGUCAAUUAAUCAUGGACUUAAGCGUGUCUGGGCUUUGCUAUGUAUGUAAAUCCAACACAGAAGAGUUCAUUUAUUUCCAAGUUUAUAUUUUUUAAAUAAAAAAGAUACAAGCACAACAUCAUUGACUCAA
Messenger RNA from Sceloporus undulatus (fence lizard), 1069 nucleotides. It is a transcript of the gene APRT, whose product is annotated as adenine phosphoribosyltransferase. NCBI's taxonomy places the organism in Eukaryota, Metazoa, Chordata, Lepidosauria, Squamata, Phrynosomatidae. The record is from RefSeq and is a predicted model, not a curated record. The transcript is spliced from 5 exons. Gene Ontology annotation, biological process: AMP salvage; adenine salvage. Gene Ontology annotation, molecular function: AMP binding; adenine binding; adenine phosphoribosyltransferase activity. Gene Ontology annotation, cellular component: cytoplasm. The coding region runs from base 53 to 610 and encodes 185 amino acids.